Molecule: messenger RNA, 975 nt
Organism: Desarmillaria tabescens
Lineage: Eukaryota; Fungi; Basidiomycota; Agaricomycetes; Agaricales; Physalacriaceae
Product: Pre-mRNA-splicing factor Cwf15/Cwc15
Exons: 6
Coding region: 61-807 (248 amino acids)
Biological process (GO): mRNA cis splicing, via spliceosome
Cellular component (GO): catalytic step 2 spliceosome
Molecular function (GO): RNA binding
Source: RefSeq, a predicted model, not a curated record
GUUCACCCUAACCCUAGGCCACUUCUUGUUCAUUCUCGUCAUCUACACCCAUAUACUUCGAUGUCUACAGCUCACAGGCCGACAUGGGACCCAGCACAGGCCAAAGAUGUCAAGGGAGGCUCUCGCCAGUUCUCUGUACGAGAUAUGGCAUCUCACACGAAGUUGAAAUUCCGACAAGUGGGUCAAACAUCAACAGACGAAGUCAAGAAAAGAGACCUACGCGCUGAACUCUUGGCUGCCGAGCAGGAAGCGCGGAACAGGAAGCGCAAAGCUGAAGGAAAGGCACCGCUCAUAGAAGAUGCGCCUGCGGAUGAUGAAGCCAAUAAGCGGAGAAAACUCUUGCAGGAUGCUAUUGCUCUCGACAAGGACGAUGACGACGAUGACAAUGGAAAAGGAGAGGACAAGGAUAAAGACAACGCUGAGGAAGAAGACAGUGAGGAUGACUCGGAUGAUGACGAAGACGACACCGCAGAACUGCUACGCGAACUUGAAAAGAUCAAACGCGAACGAGCCGAAGAAAAGGCACGGCAAGAACGUGAAUUGUCAGCGUCACAAGCGGCGUCGCGAGAAGCAGAAAUUGCCACCGCUAACCCCCUUCUCAAUCUGGCGGCUGCAUUGGGGCAGGAAACGCCUACUGGUGUGAAUACUACUGUUCCCGGGACCUUUUCCGUAAAGCGGCGUUGGGAUGACGACUUAAUCUUCAAGAACCAGGCCAUGGAUACGAGGAACAAGCCUCAGGGCCAGUUUGUUAAUGACCUCCUGCGGACACAAUUUCACAAGAAAUUCAUGGCAAAGUUUAUCAAGUGAUUUAUAUGUACUACUUGACACGGCCGUAAUAUAUCGUACACUUUCCGUUCGAAAAGCGAUUACUAUGUAAGGUAUGCCACGACCCCAACCUUCAAGUUUGCUAGGCCAACGCAGGUCUUCGUAUAUGCUAGCAAAUAGUGCUUUGAAGUCUGUUUUACAGUGGUGUUG